Phalacrocorax carbo (great cormorant) is the source of this 1404-nucleotide messenger RNA. The record is from RefSeq and is a predicted model, not a curated record. NCBI's taxonomy places the organism in Eukaryota, Metazoa, Chordata, Aves, Suliformes, Phalacrocoracidae.
AUGUGCCUCAGCUCCCAGUCCCCUUCUCCUUCAGCAAAACCAAAAGCAAGAGGUGGCUGUACAGAGGAGGAAUGGGAUGCUGUUCUGCCCAGAGCCAACUGGAACGUGAGCAUGAGCAGCAGGUGGAACUUGAGCCUUGCUGCAUCGGGCGAUCCCUGGGGACAGGAGCUGGGGGCGCCAGCUGGAAACGCUUCUCCCCCUGUAGCAUCCUCAGCAGCCAACUUCUCCAAUCAGUUUGUGCAACCCUCUUGGCGCAUUGCCUUGUGGUCUCUGGCUUAUGGUGGGGUGGUGGCAGUGGCUGUUUUUGGAAAUGUCAUUGUCAUCUGGAUUAUUCUGGCUCACAAGCGCAUGAGGACGGUGACCAAUUACUUUCUGGUGAACUUGGCCUUCUCCGAUGCCUCCAUGGCUGCUUUCAAUACUCUCAUCAACUUCAUCUAUGCGCUGCACAGCGAGUGGUACUUUGGAGAGGCUUACUGCCGCUUCCACAACUUCUUCCCAAUCACAGCUGUCUUCGCCAGCAUCUACUCCAUGACAGCAAUAGCUGUGGACAGGUACAUGGCCAUUAUUGAUCCCUUGAAACCUAGGCUCUCUGCAACUGCUACCAAGGUGGUCAUUGGGAGCAUAUGGAUUUUGGCUUUCCUGUUGGCCUUUCCCCAGUGCUUAUACUCCAUAACCAAGGUGAUGCCUGGGAGAACUCUGUGCUAUGUAGCGUGGCCAGGUGGUCCAAAACAGCACUUUACGUAUCAUGUCAUUGUGAUUGUGCUGGUCUACUGCUUUCCACUGCUUGUCAUGGGCAUCACUUAUUCCAUAGUGGGAAUUACCCUCUGGGGAGGAGAAAUACCAGGCGACACAUCCAACAAAUAUCACGACCAGCUCAAAGCUAAGAGAAAGGUGGUAAAAAUGAUGAUUGUGGUUGUGCUGACAUUUGCUGUCUGCUGGCUGCCCUACCACAUUUACUUCAUAGUUACUGGGAUCUAUCAACAAUUAAAUCGGUGGAAAUACAUUCAGCAAAUCUAUUUGGCCAGCUUUUGGCUUGCCAUGAGCUCUACAAUGUACAAUCCCAUUAUCUACUGCUGUCUUAAUAAGAGGUUCCGAGCUGGCUUCAAGCGAGCUUUCCGCUGGUGUCCCUUCAUUGAGGUGUCGAGCUAUGAUGAGCUAGAGCUCAAGGCAGCCAGGUUUCAUCCCACUCGGCAAAGUAGCCUAUACGCUGUCUCCAGAAUGGAUUCCAGCAUGACAGUGGUGUUCGACGCUAAUGAUGGAGACCACACCCAUGCCAGCCAUAAGAAAAGAGCAGCUCUGAGGGACACGAGUUUCAAUGGCUCUUCACAGAGGAAUUCCAAGACCAUCUCCACAGCUUCAAGUCUCAUCAGUUCACUGCAUACAUCAGUAAAUGAUUAUUCCUAA